AUGGCGCAGGGCUCGAUCAAAAAGUCCAACAAGGCCGCCGCGCCAAAGGCCGUCCACUCGAAGCGCCAGGCCUCCAAGGUCACCAAACCCAAGAAGAAGGUCAACGCCGACAAGAUGCUUAAGAAAUUCACAUCAGGCAUGGUAGCCAAGACGGAGGCGCUGCUGGGCGAGAGAGCGGGCCAUCUCGAGCUGAUUGGACCCGGAAAGAAAGGGAGCAAAAAGUUGUCGCAGAAGGGAGGAUCAAAGAAGUUUGGCUAA
Trichoderma harzianum CBS 226.95 is the source of this 258-nucleotide messenger RNA. RefSeq lists its product as hypothetical. Bases 1 to 258 code for a protein of 85 amino acids. The transcript has a single exon. The record is from RefSeq and is a predicted model, not a curated record. NCBI's taxonomy places the organism in Eukaryota, Fungi, Ascomycota, Sordariomycetes, Hypocreales, Hypocreaceae.